AUGCCUACCCGUCCAUCAAGAUUACCCCGGCGCAUCAGUCAUUCCACGCCCCCGAGCACAACGUACGCUCGGGAUUACACCGAACACGACGAUGAUCAUGACAGUUCCAGAGGACCGCGAAGGGGUCGAGCAGAUGAUCACCAUCAUCCACGACACAGAAGAAGGAGGAGUGUCGAGUCAGACGAUGGAAUUUACCAUGAUCCAAGAGAUCGCCGCUCUCACAAGAGUCGAGGAAGGGGAAGAAGUGUCGACUCAGACGACGACACUUACCGCGAGUCAAGAGAGAAGCGCUCUCGCAGAAGCCAAAGAAGGGACAGAAGCACCGAUUCCGAGGACAGCACUUACCACGGCAGGUCCCGACAUCAAAGCCGAAGAAGAGACAGGAGCAUCGACUCACAAGACAAGCGCCACCACUCGCACGACGAAGAAACCUCAAGACGAGGUCGACAUCGAUCAGUACGCCACCCCCUGAGAGGUUCACACCAAUCGCCAUCUCGAUCAUCAUCAGCCUCUUCCUCCUCAUCAGAGAGCGACUUUGACCGUGUCCGUGACCCUUCCCCCAAACAGCCCGGUCGUCUCCGCCGCCUAGCCCGCAGCGUCAGCCGUCUAGGUCGUCGUCGCAAACCAUCCGUCUCAUCGCGUUCCAGGUCCAGGAGUCGCAAGGGCAGGGAAGACGCGCACCUCCGCUCCAGAUCCCACCCACCCCACCACCACCACUCCUCAUCAAAACACAACGAAUCCCACUCUCCCGCAGACAUCAUCUACACAGCCGCACGCACCGCCUUCGAAGCAGGAGCAGUGGCCGCUCUCAAGCUGCGGAAUGAUCCCUCGCCAUUGAUAGGUGCCAAAGGUGGCAAGAUUGUCGCUGCCGCCGUCGGAGCUGCUGUUGUCGACACGUUCAUCGAUCAAAAGCACCCUAAGCGGAAAGGAGGGUUGAGACACACUGUCAUGAGGCAGGCUACUCAGAUGGCGAUAGGAAACAUCGUUAUGCCGGCUGUCAUACACGCUGAUAAGAGACACGGAAAGGGAGUCCCAGUGCAGACAAGUGUAAGGGGCAAAAGUGCAUGGUUUGGGAAUAUGAAGGCUGCUGGUGCAAAGGCCGGAGGGGGCGUGAGAGCGGGUGGUGGGAGGAGGUAA
Molecule: messenger RNA, 1137 nt
Organism: Podospora pseudocomata
Lineage: Eukaryota; Fungi; Ascomycota; Sordariomycetes; Sordariales; Podosporaceae
Exons: 1
Coding region: 1-1137 (378 amino acids)
Source: RefSeq, a predicted model, not a curated record